AAACCAUAAAAUUAUGAGAUGUAAUAUCUAAAACGUCUGAAGAUUGCAGUACAAUAAUACGUAUUCAGUAGUAUAGUUUUGGAAUUCAAAGUCCCAAGUUGGUGGUAUUUCACAUUUCCUAGAGAGAGAGAGAGAGAGAUAGAGGGAAAGAAAGAGAGAGAUGUUAUGAGUAUUUUUACGCGCUAAAUGAGUGUAGAAUAUUAGUUGGAUUUAUUUACAUCAAUGUACUCUUUUUUCCAUAAAAUGAAUAUCGAUCAGAAGGUCGGUACAGUUGCUACUGAGACGCUUAUAACGUUAUGAGCGAAAUGAUUUAUUCGUCACCUUCAAAAGUCUUGAUUGCUAUAUAAAUUGUAGGAUACUUCUAGAAUGUUCUUACCGGUGUGUACAGAAUCUCCCAACACAUUAAGCUAACAACGAUGAUACAUUAUUUCAAAUUAUUAUGCGGAAAUAAUUAUCUGUUUGUCUAACUAUUUCUAUAUUGGUAAUUGUCAUUUUGUAUCAAAAUCAAGAGUCACAAGGUUGUAUAGAAAAUUUAUAGGAAUAAACGCAAAUGCACUUUAGAAUUUGUAUUUGUUUGAUUAUAUUAUUUUGUGUCGGGUACUUGUAUGGUGAUUUCCGCCAAGAACAAGCCAAGGUGAGAGUGUGCAAUCCGAAAUACAUAAAGGACUGCAUCGUGUUUACCGGUAGAAAGAGCCGGAAGGAUAAAGUGUACCGCACCAACAUGACUGGAACACUUCUUGUGCCCUUUGGGAAUAACGUGUCGUUUGCGUUGACUUUUACAAUGAAGUCCGGCGGUGAUUUCCGCAUAGUUGCUAAGGCGUGUGACACCGUCAAGUCUAAGUGGUCUCGCGAGUUCAUGCAGCAGUUCACGAAUAUUCCACUUAGCAGAUGUCCUUUUCCCCCAGGUACAUAUAAAUACACGAACAUGGAACUACCUCCGAAGAACAUCCCGAUUCCCCUGGCUGAUGGUGACUACUAUUUGAGGAUGGAGCUGUUUAUCACGGCCACCAAGGAACCCAUAGUGGACAUCCUGACGUUAUUGCAUUUCGAUGACAGCAAACCACGCAAGGGAUAAAUAAAUAUUACUGAAUUGUUUCUGUA
Molecule: messenger RNA, 1101 nt
Organism: Manduca sexta (tobacco hornworm)
Lineage: Eukaryota; Metazoa; Arthropoda; Insecta; Lepidoptera; Sphingidae
Exons: 4
Coding region: 551-1075 (174 amino acids)
Source: RefSeq, a predicted model, not a curated record